Molecule: messenger RNA, 1854 nt
Organism: Syngnathus acus (greater pipefish)
Lineage: Eukaryota; Metazoa; Chordata; Actinopteri; Syngnathiformes; Syngnathidae
Gene: uqcrc1
Product: cytochrome b-c1 complex subunit 1, mitochondrial
Exons: 13
Coding region: 61-1497 (478 amino acids)
Cellular component (GO): mitochondrion
Molecular function (GO): metal ion binding
Source: RefSeq, a predicted model, not a curated record
AGAAGAGUCCUUUGCGCGAGGACAGCGGAAUCGGUUGCCUUCUUUAACCUGGAGUGAAAAAUGGCGGCGUCAGUGUGCCGAGUCGGGAGCACCGUGGGUCGUGUACUCGCCAAAACCCGCAGUCCCCUCCUGCUGUCUCUGAGGCGUGGCCAAGCCUCAGUCAGCUAUGCCCAAAGCCUACUGGGAGCCCCUGAAACUCGUCUCACUGCCCUGGAUAAUGGCUUGAGGGUCGCAUCGGAAGAGACGGGACAUGCUACGUGCACUGUCGGACUGUGGAUCAGUGCUGGCAGUCGCUAUGAGAGCGAAAAGAACAAUGGGACAGGGUUUUUCCUGGAGCACCUGGCUUUUAAGGGCACCAAGAAGUACCCUCAGACAGCUUUAGAGCAGCAGGUGGAGUCUAUGGGUGCUCACUUGAGUGCUUACACAUCCCGGGAACAUACCGCUUACUACAUGAAGACCUUGGCUAAAGACUUGCCUAAAGCUGUGGAGCUGCUUUCGGAGAUGGUGCAGGGCUGCUCGCUGAGCGAGGAGGAGAUUGAGCAGCAGCGGGGUGUGGUGCUGCGCGAACUGGAAGAAAUGGAAAACAACCAUCAGGAAGUUUGCCUGGACCUGCUGCAUGCAACCGCCUACCAGGGUACUGCACUGGGACACAGUCCACUUGGACCAUCCAACACCGCCAGAACUAUCACCCGCCAGGAUCUAGUGGAAUACGUCAACAGCCAUUACAAGGCUCCCCGCAUGGUUCUGGCUGCAGCUGGAGGUGUGAACCAUGAGGAGCUUGUGGCGUUGGCCCAGACUCACUUCAGUGGACUGUCCUUCGAAUACGAGGGAGAUGCCGUUCCUGUGUUGUCACCCUGCAGAUUUACAGGCAGUGAGAUCCGCUUCCGUGACGAUGGUCUGCCCCUGGCCCACAUCGCCAUCGCCGUGGAGGCCCCCGGCGCUGCUAGCCCGGACAUCGUGCCUCUCAUGGUGGCCAACGCCAUCAUCGGAAGCUAUGACCUCACCUGUGGCGGCGGAAAGAACAUGAGCAGCCGUUUGGCUCGCCUGGCGGCGGAGGAGAACCUGUGUCACAGCUUCCAGACAUUCCUCUCGUCCUACAAUGACACCGGCCUGCUGGGCAUUUACUUUGUGACAGAUAAGCUCAGCAUUGACGACAUGAUGCACUGGUCCCAGAAUUCCUGGAUGAAUGUGUGCACCACGGUCACAGAGAGUGAUGUCGCCAGAGGCAAGAAUGCGCUGAAGGCCAGUUUGGUGGGACAGCUCAAUGGAACAACACCGAUCUGUGACGACAUCGGCAGGCACAUUCUGAACUAUGGCCGGCGCAUCCCCCUGGCCGAGUGGGACGCUCGCAUCGACGCCGUGACCCCCAGGAUGGUGCGUGACAUCUGCUCCAAAUACAUCUACGAUAAGUGUCCGGCUGUGGCAGCUGUCGGCCCCAUUGAGCAGCUGCCCGACUACAAUAGAAUGCGCAGUGCAAUGUACUGGCUGAGGUUUUAAAUUGCAUCGUGGUGUCGAUCCGUGUCCUGCUCCUCAUCCUCACCGAGUGUCCACACAGACAGCCAUCGAUCAGUCCAGCCCCCCGCCAACCUCCCUCUUAUCAUGCCCGCUGUUUUAGUCAUUGAAGGUGGCAGUUCACAGGUAACCUUGUUUAAUCCGCACAUGACCUCAACAGCUGGCACAGAUGUGAGUAGAGGAAGGGGGGCUGGACCUCGAUUGAAAUCAGGACUCUGUAGAUCCUAAAUGCAACCUAUUUGGAGCAAGAGUAUAUUUAUCAUGUCUGUAAAAUCGAUUUCUGUCUUCUAUUGUACAUAACAGAAGCUCACAUUCUGACAAAAAUAAAACUGUAAAACAUGG